Caenorhabditis sp. 36 PRJEB53466 is the source of this 6142-nucleotide messenger RNA. Lineage: Eukaryota; Metazoa; Nematoda; Chromadorea; Rhabditida; Rhabditidae. The record is from the annotation of a GenBank genome assembly.
AUGGCUUCACGUUACUGGGGUGAUGAAAAACACCCGGACGCCAUCUAUGCUGUGUAUUUACGCAAGGUUCGAUAUGUGCCGCCGCAAGGAUACGAGGGUGUUCCGGUAUGUACAUUUCUAUUCAGGAAUACGAAACGAAACCGUAGCCGGCCAAUAAAAUGAAAUUGGAAUGGGAACGUUCUAUAUGCUUUUGUGAUCACAAUCUCCCAUUUCAAAGUAGUCCAGAUGGUUGUAAGAUACAGUUUCUCGACCCAUUUCUUCGGCGUAAAAGUGUUCUUCCUAUAGUUAUACCUACCACAUCUUGUUUUCCACGUUUUGUUUAUUUUGUAUACUUGAUGAAACUCGCGCCUAGUAGAAAAGGAACAUUUUUUUCAAUUUCUGAGUAGCAUGUGAAUCCGCAAUUUCGAAACAUGAGAAGGCGUGAAUCUCUGCUCGAAAACGAAAACAAAACAUACGAAGAAAAAACAAAGUGACGAACAUUCUGACAUACUACACUCGCUUCGUAUUCGUGUCUCUGCCUACGAAGAAUGAAAAUCUGGAGUAGUUUGAAACUUCGCACUAGAAGCUAUGAUUUCGAAGGAAAAUAUUCUAGACUGGUUCGGUUCUUCAGUUCGGUAAGGUUUGAUAACGGAAAAGUUCACUUAUAGUGCAAAACUGACCACACCUAAGCGAUAGAGACUUCUUUUGUGUAGAUUGAAGGUUAAGUAGCAGUUAGCCCAACUCCAAUAGCACAUUUUGCAACCAGAUCACACAUUUCGAGAGUGUUAUCAGCAGUUUCUUUGUUCUCCGGCACUGACUCACUGCGCAAUCAGUCAUCGGGAGUCGCCCACAGGAAGACCAAAAAGAAUCGUCAAUAGAGUUUUGAAGAUCAGAUAAACACAAGCAACUUUCAUUAAUCCGACGUGCAAUGUCUGUCCUUCACUUUCCACCAGCCCAAAAAAAAGUGUCCACCCUCAUUACGUCUUGUUUUUGGCAGCCGAAGCCUCGUUUUCUCUCUCUUUCCGCUUCAAUACGAUCCAUCUUAUCACUUUCUAUUUGCCAUUUUGAUAUGGAAUGAGAGGAGGUGCGGGGUGGAGAAGAAGAGGAGAAUGCAACGUUUAUAGUAGUCAGGCGUCAGACGAAAAAGGUGGCCGGGUGACGCGUACUUCUAACUAUUCUCCUCGCGAUUGAAGUCUCCAGUCAUUUUCCAUUCUGGGCCCUUACGCGUUGUCUUCGUCCGCCGCCAAUAGUAAAUCUCACCGGUUUCAUUUCGGAAAAAGGAAUUGGCAUAGGCAAAGCGGCGUGUCUGCUAGCCCCCCCCCCCACUAUAACCUCUUCUAAUCGGCCUCUUCGACUGUCAUAAAGCCCAUCGAACAGUGAAGUAACACAUACUAUGGCGACACGUACUUUUGUCCGCUUUUUAUCUUCUGCCGGUUAUUCACCAACUGCAAGGAAGCGCUCUUCCUCCAUUCAGCAACUCUAUAUUAUCAUGACGGUGAGUACGUUAUUUUUCUUCUUUCCGUUUUCCCGUUCGUCCAACAAUCCAGUUUCCCACUGACACAAUGUAGCCCACCUGUUGGUCCAUAAACCACAGAUGUGGGUUCUGGCUAUCAAACGAAGGUUUUCAAAGCUUUCGUUUUGCACCCACUAAAAUUUCGCGCAUUUUAUUGUCAAUCCUCGUCCAAAUCGGGUUAAUGCAAAAAAAAUAACGCCAGCUGGCCUCGCCCCUCACCCGGAUUACUGGUUUUAUUGCUACCUGACCUAGAUCAUCGUGCACUUUACCACAUGUGUUCAAUCCGAUUCUUCAGGAUUUUCUUUCAAUUCUGAUUGACAAUGUGGUGACUGCGUAACACAUGUUUUGAGAUGCUCUCCUUUGCACAUUCUUCCUCUUUUCCCCACGAAGCGCCACUCAUCAUCUGUCACUAUCGAUAUAGAUUACACGGGGUCCCUCAUUAAACCUCUUUUCGUUCAACUAUCCAAUAUUUUUGCCCGUGUUUCACUUACACCCGAAACAAAUGCAACGUUUUUGAUACCAAAUGAUGUCCGUCACGUACAAGAAGUGUUCUGGCAUAUUCUUGUCUCAACAGGUUUGGUGAAACUUUCAUGCGCAUCAUUAGAUCUUUCCAUAAUGUUGUCAAGCUGUUCUGUUUAGUCAAAUAGGUGUUUAUAGAAUAUAACGGUGCGGAAUGAACAUCUUUCCGGCUUCAAAACGUGUCAGGCGAGGCUGGGAGACAAAGACAUCUCUGAUGGGGCAUUGUGUGUGAACCAAUGAGCCUACUAAAACAUACACUCGCCCAUUUAUUCCCGUCAGUGUAAUUCGUGAUUUAUUGGAUUCAAAACAUUCCUCAUCAUCAAUCAACGUUCACCAGCAAAGAUUUAUUAAACAUGCAAGAGCUCGCAUGCAUCAGGAAAUAUGGAAAUUCUUUAUUCCUUGAUCAAUAGAGAUCUCUUUUAGCACACAAGUACCAGCACCUGACGCUCUCUACUUGUGUUGCCAUCAAAUGGUUACACAGUGCCAAAAACCUUCUGUACAUAUAGGGCCAAACCUCUCUCUCUCUCUCUCUCUAACUCUCUCCGCAUCUUGCUCUUUUGUAGUCCAUUCGAUGUUUAUUCGUUUUUCGUUUUCGUGUGCUCUAUUACACGUCAAAAGUGAGUCAGAGCAUUCGGCCCGGGGGCACAGCAUAUGUUCGCCUUCACUUUUUCGCGCCCCCGCCACCACUCGGCAACUCGCCUUCCAUUGGAUCUUGUUUGCACUACUUUCGCCAUUGCCAUUAUUGCGGCGACAAGUUGCCGAAAGUUGGAAACUUGUCUCUAAGCGGAUUAUUGCAAAUUAAGAAAUCGCAUGAAAUUUUUCGAACGAUCGCGCGCACCCUUCCGUCCGCGAGGCUUCGCUCCCAUGCACACCGAAAAUAUGCCUCCUGAAUCGAUUGUUUUCGUGCGGUUUCCGGUCAUUCCUGAUCUUUUCUAUCAAUCUCCUCGCGUCCUCAGUUAUGUGUCGUUUUGCGGAACCGGCAAAAUUCUCCAUUCUUCAGCUGCCUGUACACCGUAUCUAAUGCAAUACUUCACAUUUGAGUCACUUACUAAUAAUUUACUACCGGUUAGUAAUCAAAAAUUGGUAAAGAGAUGUGCUAAAGUUUGCAUUUUAUCGUAUUCCAUUCGUUAAUUACUUUUUUUCAGAGGUAUCGAGCGAUCGAUCCGGAUCGGCCCAAAAACGAGAGCGCUGAUAUGUCUGGGGCGGAUCACCUUGAGUGGGAAUCCGUCAAGGAAAAGGUGAUCAAGGCUGGAACAGUUGAACGACUUGUGGUAAUUGCUUUCGGAAAUUAUGACGCGUCUUACGGCGAUUCGUUUUUGUAGGAAUGCCUCGUCGGCGGCGAUGACAUGAUGGAUUCGCGGCAUUUCAACGUAUUUUUUGCAACCUACCGCGCAUUCACCGAUGCGGCCAUCGUCCUGGACUGGUUAGUCGCUUUACUGAGACCAAAUCGUUUUCGAAAAGAACAUUUUGUAGUUUGUUGCGAAGGUAUGAAGCACUGGAGAAUGAGGUCAACGGAAGCACAUCAGCUUUGCUCGUUCAAAAGUAAUAUCAUCGCUGUCGUGCCUGCGAAAAACAACAUUUUUUUCAGCUCAAUCAGACAGAUUGUGAUGUGCUGGCUUGAAACUUAUCCAGAAGACUUCUACGAUCCAGACAAAGAGUUUUCCAUGCUCACCAAUUUAUUGGACUUUGGAGGCAGAAACAAGUUGACAGAGUUACGUGCGAAAGCACGGAAGCAGCGCGAGUGCUUCAAACGGAUCUACGAUGAGGGAGGAAUCAUUUCUGCUCUUCCAUCACUCGGCCAAUACGUUGCCAAUAUGGGUUUUGAUCCCUCUGACUACCCAAACAACAUCAAGGAACGAGUGAAAAUGUUUGAUGUUGGCAAGGAGAAUUGUGUCCAAAUUGCUGAGCAGCUGACGUUCUGGGAUGCGGUUAGUUGAUUUAUUAAUGUGGUCGGGCGUUUUUUCUCACUUUCUGAUUUUUUGCAGGCGUUGUUCAAAGAGCUGUUAAUACAUCAGUGCCAAGGAUGUGUGUGGUCAAAGCGAAGGACGGCGGGAGAGCGAGUCUACACUGUUAAGGCGACCAUCGAGCAGUUCAACUCGGUAUCUCAGAGAGUCAUGACGAGUAUUGUGCUUCCCGAUUGUCGACCCGAAUACCGGGCAAAGAUUAUCAGCAAGUGGAUUGACAUCGCAAGGGAACUGCGGGCUCUUAAGAACUUCUCCUCGCUCAAAGCGGUUCUGUCAAGUCUCCAGUCCGAACCAGUCCAUCGCUUGAAAUCUGCUUGGAACUUGGUCUCAAAGUGAGUUUUCAGUCUUUUCCAAGCAAAUAUUGAAUCAAAUAACAACGGUUUCUUUCAGUCGGUCUAUUUCACAAUUCCGUGAGCUCUCGUCGAUCUAUGAGACAGACGAAGACGGCGAUCAAGGGAAUGCGAGAAAGAUAUUGGAGCAGGAAGGGACUGCGAAGAGCUCGCCACUCCGACGUCCUCAGCUGAUCCAGAACUGUCGGCGGACAAAAAGCGAUGUGAACUUGGCAGAAUGUCAAGGAACUGUGCCAUAUCUUGGAAACUUUCUGACUGAUUUGGCUAUGGUUGACGAGAGCACGCCGGAUUACACUCCAGGUUUUGAACAAUUCUACUUUAGUUUCAAUGUUGAUAGUUUGUUUUCAGAAAACCUUAUCAACUUUGAGAAAAGGAGGAAAGAGUUUGAAGUUUUAGCAAAAUUGCGGCUGUUCCAGUCGGCCGCCCGUGCCUACAACAUCCCGAUGGACCGGAUGUUCUGUGCUUGGUUCUACUUCCUGCCCUGUCUCGAUGAAAACGAGUGCUUCAAUCGGUCUUUGGAAAUUGAGAAACCGCCAAUUCACUCGACUCCGGAUCUGUCGUCCUCGAGGAUUAACAGCAGUCUGCUGAGCAAUGGCUCUCAGAGCACACCCAUCAAAAAGUAAGAAAGCCUUUUGAUUCCAAUCUGAACGUCAUGUUUCUAGCUCCACACUGUCAAGAUUGUUCAACUCAUCAAAAACUAGUGAGGACAGUGGCAGUCAUAACGGCACCAACGGCACAUGGCACCAACAUUCUCAUUCGUACUCCUCGUCGACCAACUCUCAGAUACCAUCCAUCAACACCGGAAGCUCACUGAACAUCUCCGACAGCGGAACCCCGCAACACUCGCGUGAUAGCGGGCUGCAAUGUGAAGACUGGAUUGACGGAAGGCUGGACGGCGGACCACCCGGUCCUGUGCCGCUUUCCGGAACGUCAACUUUGCCCAGAGGGACGAACACGAACACUCCAUCUAGUGCGAAUGCUUCAUGGACUGGCGGCAGCGAGUUCACGCCGUCUUCCCUGUUCCCGUACAGCAGUCACAACCGUAGCAAGAGCGGAGAAUCCUCCCUUCAAGAAGUGAAUACGUCAAUUUCAACAAGAGCGAGUGCGGAUGGAACGGUUAGUUACAAUAAUCAAUUAAUGCCUUCAUGAUAAUAACUGAUCAAUUGCAGAGUGGAACGCAAUCGCUGUCCCGAAGUGCCACUCCGAUCCGAACAAGACUUGCUGAAGUGUUCGACUCGAAAGUGUUUUCACAUCAAAAGAAGGGAAGCGACGCCUCGAGUUGUUCAUCUUCUUCUUCCCUGUCAGCCAAUGGAUCCUCACAAGCUCAAAAUUCAUUUUACCUGGCAAGAGUCGGCUUAGACGACGAUCUUCAAAACACUGACGGUGCCAACUACAAGUGUAUUAAGGUAAGACUUGGUCCAGUUCAAGAAAAAUAAUAACAAUUUGCUUGUAUUCAGAUUGAAAAUGGCGACCGGAUGCCGCAAUUGAUUGCUCGUGCUCUUGAGAAACAUUUGCUAGAAGACGACAAGAAUAAGUAUCUGCUCGUUCAACUUCUGCCACGUGGCGGAGAGUUUGUUCUGCCCGACAACUGCAAUCCGUUCUACGCGAUGGCCCCCGAUCCGACAUCGCCAAUGUUGAAUCUCAUUCUGAGGUGCGACGCUCUCCCCCAUAACAUCUGACGUUUUUGCUUUUCCAGGAAGCGGGACGGAAACGGAACGAUUGAAGGUGGUGUGUCACCUCAAUUGGGUCCUUCGGCCAAGAAACUCAACCGCAUGAAACGCACGAAUCUAUUGCGAUGGAGCAGUGGCUACUUGUGA